AUGGUUCGUGAGAUUGUUAGUCAGUCUGGUAGGCAAUCAGAUGGUGUGCGCCAGCAGCGGGCGCCCCUGGCGGCAGAUGUUGCAACUGAUGGCUCACUGUGCAGCCUGGCUGGGACUGCAGCCGGCAGGCGGGUCAACCACGCCAGCCACAGGAUGAAGGUGGUGCUUGCUUUCAUGGAUCACGCAGUAUGUGUAAACUUCAUUCCAGUGAAUGAUGACAUAUUGCGAGCAGCCGGCGGCUGCCCGGCGGACUUUGACGGUAUCGCGUGCUGGCCGCCCACGCCUCCUGGCGGGGUCGCCACCCAGGCGUGUCCGCACUACCUGCCGGACCAGGGGGAAGUGAGCCGGGCCUGCGCCGACAACGCCACAUGGGAGAGCGGCGCCAGCGUGAACUACACGUCGUGCGGUCUCUCCGAGCACGAGAUGAGGGUGAGUCUACAGGCGCAACUCAUACGGAAAGCUAAAUAUCAGUGA
Messenger RNA from Schistocerca nitens (vagrant locust), 474 nucleotides. RefSeq names its product calcitonin gene-related peptide type 1 receptor-like. The transcript is spliced from 5 exons. Lineage: Eukaryota; Metazoa; Arthropoda; Insecta; Orthoptera; Acrididae. Gene Ontology annotation, biological process: adenylate cyclase-modulating G protein-coupled receptor signaling pathway. The record is from RefSeq and is a predicted model, not a curated record. Gene Ontology annotation, cellular component: plasma membrane. The coding region runs from base 1 to 474 and encodes 157 amino acids. Gene Ontology annotation, molecular function: peptide hormone binding; G protein-coupled peptide receptor activity.